AUGACAGUAAUUUCAAAUGCCAAUCUCGCGUUAAACUACGACACUUUCGUCGAUGCGUCUGUUGGCCGAAUUGACGGGGUGCGUCGCCUGAUCGCGCAAUCUAAAGCAACUCGGAACGGGCAACCACGCGAAUACUCCUCCGCGCUUUCUAAAUUUGAGUACGAUCAUGGGGCUCCCGGUGCGCGCAUUGUUUUCCGCCGAGCUGGUGUUCACGACCAGAUUGUUGGCCGGAAAGCCCUCGACGAAAUCCUGCUCACCCGCGUCAAAGACGAAGAAAUUCAGCGCGGUAGCCUUCAGCUCCGCCUCCGAUUUCGCGUUGAGGGCCGAGAUGUUGUCGUCCCUGUUGAUUUCCGGCUCCCCACUAGAGGCUCAAAUAAACAAGCUGUUCAUGGCCUGGUCCUUGCUAUGGACUCUGCUAUGUACCAGGUCCCUGAUGCUCAGGUUCCACGCGAUGCUCAGGUGAAAUUUCGACGCGGAUUCUUGGAGCGGCUGGCCCGGUGGGCCACCUUGACCGUUGUUUCGCUGAUCAAGUACUGGGUCCUAGCUGGGCCCUGUUCCUUUGAACUCAAAUGUAUUCCCCGGCAUAUCGCUGAGGCCUAUCCUGCUGAAGCUACUGCCUACUCUUUCCGCGGGCAGAACCCCUGGCUCAUCUUUUUGCUUUGGAGCCAGUUUUUCUACGCGCGCGUGGCUGCUUGCAACCGCAACCCCGAUGUCGAUCAGAAUCGCGUUUCUGUCCGACUGCUCUUCGACCGGGAUCAGCUCCGCAUCCCGGGUUCGCCCCAAGCAAUUAUUCUUACCGCGAUUAAAUCCGUUGUUGGCGAUUCCAUCUUCUCGGGUGAUGGCGGUCAGAGAUUCGACCACGGAGAAUUUACGGUCUUCCCUCACGACAACUCUUACAAGCUUCUCGCGUUUAAUCUUAAAAAUCGCGCUCAGCUCCUUCCUCUCCCUGCUCUCUCCUUGCUGAAGAUGCUCGCCUGCUAUUUUUACAAUAACAACGUCACUCAUUCGUUCAUGGGAGAGAAUGAGCAGUACACUUAUUACGCGGCUGGUGCUUAUUAUCUCAUCGCCGUUUACGCCAGCCCGGACUUCGCUCUCUACCACGGAAUCUGGCGUUUACUCCUCCAAUUCAUUCGCGAUGCUGGCAUCUACAAGCCCCUUAUCACCCGGGUCCGCCGUGGAAACGAAGAACUCAAAUAUUUCCCACGCGACACAUUCUCUUAA
Molecule: messenger RNA, 1221 nt
Organism: Oikopleura dioica
Lineage: Eukaryota; Metazoa; Chordata; Appendicularia; Copelata; Oikopleuridae
Source: the annotation of a GenBank genome assembly